AUGAUCGUCAAAGCGGAGAGCACACCACCAUCGUCGUCACUUGCGAAGAGGAUCGAUACUUCAUCAGAGAUCGCUUCCGCUGAAGCUGAGCGCGAAGAGGAGAUGAACGACGACGAACAAGAAGAGAGGUCGGAUCAGGAAGAAGACGCUCCAGGCGCAGUGGAGGAAGAGGGUCUCAGAGUUACCACAGCCCCCGCUGCCGCUGCCGCUCCAGCUCAAGCAUCGCCCAUCGCCAUCGCCAUCGCCAUCGCCAUCGCCAUCCCGAUCCCGGCCUUGGCUCCAGCACCUCCAGCCCAACCUCCACCCGUCGGACCAGCCCCGUCAAGUAUCGUCCCCACCGCCUUCAUAAGCACCAAUCCCCACUGGCGCCCUCCCCCACGCGUCGACUGUGCAUUGUGCAAAGGCGGUGCGGCGCCUACUCCGGUCGACUCGUGGGAUUUUCUCAGGACGAGGUGGCACAAGGUGCGUUCACAGAUCAUCCUCUUCUCGAUCAACGUCCCUUUCCCGAGACUCAUCGUUCUUUUGGCGGGGGUUUUUUUUUUUUUUCAGACGUGUUCGAAACAUCACAAACCGAGCAAAGCGGAAUACACACCUUUCCAAGAUCUUUUGGAUCGGUUGGAAAGCCAAGUCGAGCACAAGACGGAUUCGAUCGACCUCGAAGCGGCCUUCUUGGUUCCUGAAUUGGUGCGUCCCACAGCGUUCAAGCAAGCCUCCGACCUCACUCCGAUCUCAUGCUGAACAAGUCGAGCGCGCCGCACAGCGCUCGAUCCAAAACGUUCACCUCAUACCCGAUCUGCGCAACCUGCUCAAACCCCUCUCCACAACGUUCAUCUCGGACCUCUCCCUCUCCUCUCGCUGGCACUUUGUCUACAAAGACGCCAUCCCGACCAGUCACGGUCUCAAAUUUCGUUACACGUGUUCCCAAACCUCUCGCAACGAUCGACCACGCGACGGGAAGAAAGCUCGCAAGACGCUUCACAAACGUGAGGGAGGUCGCGUCGAAAAAUUCGCUUGUGGUGGAAUGGUCAGUUUGGUGUUUGAUAUGACGAACCGGGACGUCGUCGUUCGUCUCGUGCAUAAGGUUUGGCACGUCGUUUAUGAGAAGAUGAGGGUCGUCGAACUUGAUGUUUUAGGGUGGGUGAGGGAGUUGAUGGGGGAGAAUGAUACGGAUGAAUCGAUGUUGGAGAAAAUCGAAAAGAGGGCUAGGGAAGAGGGUAUGGAGGGCGGCGUCAAGAGUACAAAGUAUCAGAUUAGGAGGUAUAUGGGUAUGGUGGUGGAGGAGAGAAGGAAAGAGCGCAAAGGGAAGCGCAAAGGUGAGUGCAGUGUCCCUUGGUUGGAGAGAAAGGGCUGAGACGCUGAUGCUAAAAGUUCUGAUCUCUCUCGCAGCAAAAGCAACACCUCCCGCAUCCGAAGACGAGGACGAUGAUGAACCAGGGCCAGGACCAUCCAACCGAAAACGUGGCAAACGUUCCCCUCCCCCCGUCGAUCCAGUCCUACUCGCUCUAUCGGCCUCUCAAACGCCCGAGCCAGUCGCGACUCCACCUCGACCGCAACAAAAAGUGAGGACGCGUCGAAAGACCCAGCCUGCACAUGCUUCGAAUUCAACAUCGAGGGAUGCUCAACCUUCGACUUCCAACCUCGACGUGAACGUCGAAGAAGACAUCCCAACCCUCCCCGUACCACCACUCGAUCCAACACUACUGGACGUUGAAGUCCCUUCCAACGAAGCGACUUCACCCCCCACGAAUACUACCGCGGAUGCCUCCGUCAACGCGGCGAUGUCCAUCAUACUGGGGACGAAUCAUCAACCCCAAGCCACCAUCGAGGAUAUUCAAGUCGUCCCCCAGACCCCACAGCCUCUUUCGAAUGGCCAGCCUACCCCCUCAACGCACCCUCUAAACGACCCCACCGACCUCCCAGUCGCCACCCCUUCCACUUCCACGACCGCCUCCACCAAAUUAACGCGUCAAGGGUUCCAAGCCGAUUGGUCGAACCAACAAGGGGCCUUGAGGGCCUUGAGUGCUGAAGAUCAGGACAUGAUGAAUUGGUUGCAUCAGGCGAAUGUGGAUGCGACGUUGAAGGCCGCGGCGAGGGAGGUUAGGGAGACGAGUGGAGAGUGA
Microbotryum saponariae is the source of this 2120-nucleotide messenger RNA. NCBI's taxonomy places the organism in Eukaryota, Fungi, Basidiomycota, Microbotryomycetes, Microbotryales, Microbotryaceae. The record is from the annotation of a GenBank genome assembly.